CUUGGCUAGAUAACGUUACAUAGCCUAACGGUUUAUCCUCAACACACCAGAAUGGCAGACGGUGAUAACAAAAGCACAAACAUGCUGGCUAGGGAUACGGCCCAGCUGGAGGAGCAGCUACAGGGAUGGGGAGAAGUGAUCCUGGCUGCGGAUCACGUCCUGCACUGGCAGAAGCCUUGGUUUCCCGGGGCCUUGAUAGGGGCCACAACUGUGCUCUUCACGAUGGUGUAUUACCUGGACCCGUCAGUGCUGACUGGAGUCUCCUGCUCUGUGAUGAUCCUGUGUCUGGCUGACUACUUGGUGCCCAUCCUUGCUCCCAGGAUUUUCAGCUCCAGCAAGUGGACCACUGAGCAGCAGCAGCGCUUCCAUGAGAUCUGCGGGAACUUGGUCAAGACUCAGCGCCGUGUGGUGGGCUGGUGGAAGCGCAUCCUCGCCCUCAAGGAGGAGAGACCCAAAAUGUACUUCCUGUCUAUGAUCAGCAGUCUAGUGGUGAUGGCAUGGAUUGGGCAGCAGGUCCAUAACCUAUUCCUGACCUAUCUGAUUGUGUCAUUCCUCUUGCUUCUGCCUGGUCUAAACCAGCAUGGCAUCAUCUCCAAGUAUGCGGGCAUGGCCAAGAGGGAGAUCAACAAACUGCUCAAACAGAAGGAGAAGAAGAACGAGUGAAAAUACGGUGGGGGAAAAAACAAGGAGAGAGCAAAGAGCACCCCUUUAAAUCCCUGCGAGAAUUUUAUCAUUUGAAAAGACACCUGCAAGGACUCUGCUACUCUCUGGUGCCCAUCCACAACGUCAGCUGGGUUAAGGGUGCUGCACGAAUGUUCACAUGAACACAGUUGUCAUGGUGGGGUUCUCCUUCACCUGAGGAUUUUGAUUGUUAAAACAGUGACGUGGACAACAUUCUGUUUUUUCAGACAUUGAUUAACCAUAUAAAGAUACAACCCCAUCUGUCUCUCUCUCUCUCACACACACACACAUAUACACACAAGAUAUGUACACAUGCAUACGUGAAUCUUCUUUGUUACAGCUGCUUUGCUCAAAUACUACUUGAGAGCAUUGGUUGUUGCUGUCAGUCCAUUCCAAAUGCUGAAUACAAAGAAAUGCAAUCAUUCAUUCAUAAUAUAAUAUAAUUCCUCCACACACACAACAUUCAUCCCUAAAGAAAGUGAAAUGGAUAAUCCAUUAGUAUUAGCAUGUACAGAUUUUCUAAAGGGAUGGGUUGUCCUGCUUGCUUUUACUUUUUGGGCCUGAAAAAAAUCACAUUUCCAUACAACUAUCGGCCAAUACAAUGCUGUCCUUUUUUUUUCUCCAAUGUUGUUAAUAUUGCACUGAAAUUGUUUGGCAAAAACUGGAUUUACCCAGAAAAAUGAAACUACUCUCUGGUACCAUGUUUGCCAUAUUGUCAUGUGAAGUGUUAAACCUGCUGUAUUUGUUCAUUUAGAUUUGUACUUGAUGAUCUACAUACUGGUUGUCCAGCUCUAGCGCCACUUGGAUUGGCUUGGAAUGACCUCUGUAAAUACUCCUGUCCUCUUUGCUCUUUUCGUGUGUAUCUGUAUGUAUACUUCAGUUUUGGCUAGGCUUAACCCCCGACCACUUCUCUCCAUCGUGUUCUUUCCUUUCUGGUUUCUGUAUCAGUAAUAAAGUCUGUUCUGAAGAAAACAGCAGGCAUUAGUACCUUCAUGCAUAUAAAGGAACUACAUUAAAAAUUAAAUUUGUACAUUUUGAAGGCCUUGGCAUCGCCUUGUAACAUUACACACAUUGUGUCAAUAUGUGACAGAGUGAUAAUGAAAAGCUGUGAAAUGCUGAUUGUUGCCCCACCUGGCAGGUCAUUCACAUGUAACUCAGUGUUGUUUGUGCUACACAAAAAGCUGCCCUUAUUUAUAAACCUUUGCAGAAUGAAAGAUUUUUUUACUGUUGUUGAGCAGCUGGUUCACACAAGCCCUUCCAGAGGAUAUUUGUGGGAAGUCUAGGGCAGGGUCAUCAGUGCAGUCUGGGGAUGCAGUGUUCUGUCUCCCAGUGCUGAAACGUCCACAGCGUCCUGUUUUAGACUGCCAGCAGGCAGGUCUGUUCCUCCCCUGAGAGAGGGCAUGAGGCUAAUGCAGUUCAUAAAUGCAACCCAUGUGAACUUCACAAGGAAUUACACAGCUCAUGCAGGAGUUUGAAGUGCAAGCAUGAAAUGUUCCAAUAC
This is a messenger RNA of Megalops cyprinoides (Indo-Pacific tarpon), 2182 nucleotides long. RefSeq names its product ADP-ribosylation factor-like 6 interacting protein 1 (gene arl6ip1). NCBI's taxonomy places the organism in Eukaryota, Metazoa, Chordata, Actinopteri, Elopiformes, Megalopidae. The record is from RefSeq and is a predicted model, not a curated record. The coding region runs from base 52 to 663 and encodes 203 amino acids. The transcript has 6 exons.